AUGGUGGACUCCCGCAUCCAGCAGGCCAUCGCCAAUGGCACCGUCCCGCCAGGCAUCACCGCUGAAUAUCUGAGCGAGUCUCGCGAUGGCGCAUCGAUUGUCGGCAUCAUCUUCGUCACAGCCCUCACAUUUAUUGUCGUCUGCACACGACUGAUAUCUCGAACAUGCAUCGUACGGCGAUUUGGCGUGGAUGAUGCGUUGGCUUGCUUGUCGAUGGCUCUGCUGAUAUGCUUUGUUGGAUUGAGCAUCGAGUUAAUCAACUUGGGCUCCGGGAGGCAUUUUGCGUUCAUCGAAUACAUCAUGGACGUCCCUACGGUUCUGCGGACCCAAGUGCUCGAUUUCGUCGCCCACAUCAUCUACACGACGGCCCUGCUUCUGUGCCGCAUAUCGGGUCUCGCGUUCUAUCAGAGAGUCUGCGGGCAGCAUCAGCAUUUCAUCCUGGGCAUCAGGAUUGUGUUUGGCAUCCUGAUUGCCGGCUUCCUGCCCCAGAUCUUCCUGCUCAUCUUCCACUGCAAGCCAGUGACGGGCUACUGGCCGUAUGGAUGGGAGCCCGUUGCUCCCCGAUACACGUGUCUGCAGUGGGGUUUGGUGUACAGCGUCAACUCGUCUGUGUCCCUUCUCUGCGACCUGCUUCUCUUUGGUAUCCCCAUUGCCAUGCUGCGGACGCUGGAGAUGUCUCGGAAGCGCAAGAUUCAGUUGGCCGGCAUUCUGCUGCCCGGUGUUGCUGUCAUUGCCAUCUCCAUCGCUCGACUCGUUCUCGUCAUCUUGGGUCAGUGGGAGAGUGAUGAAUCGUGGUCAUACGACCCCAUGCUCGGAGUUGAAGCAUCGGAGAUUGGGGCGACGUUGAUCGCCUUGUCCGUGCCGGGAGCCAAGCCGCUUUUCGACAAGGUAUUCUUCAAGAAGGAUGACAGCCAGACGAGCGGCGCGUCCCAUUACGGUCGCAAAAGCAGUUUUCGUUCUCGGGGGACUGCUCUCAGCACGAUGAGGUUUCGCUCCGGCAGCCAGAACAGCAUCCUAGGGGAUCCGGAAGAGGAGGGACCCAAGUACGGACCCGAGGCGGUGGCCAGUGCCGGCAGCAGGCAUGCCAACGACUCAGAGGGCAUCUACGUGCAGAUGGACUUUGAACUGAAGGAGGCCCGGGUGCAUACAAAUACUACGACGCCGAGCCUGGAAAGCCGGUGA
This is a messenger RNA of Trichoderma citrinoviride, 1182 nucleotides long. RefSeq lists its product as hypothetical. The record is from RefSeq and is a predicted model, not a curated record. The coding region runs from base 1 to 1182 and encodes 393 amino acids. The transcript is spliced from 3 exons. NCBI's taxonomy places the organism in Eukaryota, Fungi, Ascomycota, Sordariomycetes, Hypocreales, Hypocreaceae.